GCGCGCACCGCCCAGCAGCCUCGCUGGGCGCGCCGCCACCUGCUGCUGGCGCACAACCUGCUCUACGCCUACCGCUCCCCCGACUGGUCGCGCGCGGACUGCAUGAUCUACCUGGAGGGGUUCACGGUGUGCGCGGCGGGGGAGGUGAAGUCGCGCGCGCACGCCUUCAAGGUGUACCACACGGGCACCGCCUUCUACUUCGCGUGCGACUCGCGCGACGCCAUGCUGGCCUGGAUCCAGCUCAUCCACCGCGCCACGCUGCUGCCCUCGCUGCUGCCGCCGCUCACCGCCACCACGGAAAUCUUUAAGCAGUUUUCUGAAACGGAUUAUUCGGAUACCGAGUCGGACAGCGAGAGUCCGGAGAAGCGGCACGAGCUGAGAGAGAGGGAGAGGGAGAGGGAGCGGGACAAGGACAAGUCUAAGUUUGGGUCGCUUAAGAAGCUGACGCACCGCGCGCAGCGCAGCGAGUCGCAGGAGAGCGUAGCGCACGCCCCCGCCCCCGUCCCUGCCGGCCACGCCCCCGGCCCCGCCCCCGCCGCCGCCAGCCUCGACAGAAAGUAUCUGCGCUUCUUCUCCCGUAACCGCACCAAGGAGGAGCACAAACCCCGCAAGGCGAGUCCGGGGCGCGCGGCGAUGGUGGCGGGGGCGGCGGGGGCUGCGGGGGCGGCCAAGCGGCUGCCCAAGCCCAUCGACUACAUCCACGCCUCCAACCCCAACCUGCUCGACUUCGAGAAGAGCGACUUUGUCACCAAGCCCACCAUACAGGUGCCGCGUCGCGUCGCGCACAAGCCCGACACGCUGGUGGGCCUCGUCACCCUCGAG
Molecule: messenger RNA, 822 nt
Organism: Papilio xuthus (Asian swallowtail)
Lineage: Eukaryota; Metazoa; Arthropoda; Insecta; Lepidoptera; Papilionidae
Exons: 5
Source: RefSeq, a predicted model, not a curated record